GUCAAUUACUUGUAAACUGCACUAAUGAUUUUUCUCUCUUCUGUUUACAGCUGAUAAUUGUCAUAAUAUUAAAUAUGUAAACAUUAUUGAUUAAUUAUAAAGAAUUAUUUAACACUGUAAAUUAACUGAUUAACGAAUUUCGAAAGAUUCGAUAAUUGUUUUUUGAAUAUAAAGAGAAAAGCGCGAUAAUAAAGUGAAGGGAAGAGGUUAUGUUAGCAUUUUGACAGUUUAUGACUUGUGUCUGUCACUUGUCAGAAAUGUCGGCUACAGUCAGCUGUUUGACCUCUUUAAUAAAUAAUCUUUACGUUUAGCUGAUUGUGCCGAUUGUUAGAAGUGGAACAGAAACAAAAUUACAAGAAUGGACAAUUUGUUGACAAGAAUUCUGAAAUUAAAUAACAAGGCUAAAUAUGCCGAAAUUUGCAACUUAAAAGUAAACGACAAUAAAUUUCAAGCUCAAUCUAAGAAGGAAUUGGAAACAGAAUAGAAAAAGUGAAUCAAGAACAUUGGUCAAUGAAAACAAAAAUUCAUUUUUCUUUUCGGAAGAUGUUCAUGAGAUGUGACUUUCUAUAAUAGGAGAGUCUCGAUAUCCGCCAGUUUAGAAGAAAAAUAAAGAAAUCUUCAAAAAUGGUUCGAGUUUUUCCUGUGCACAACUUUCAGGAGCAGAAUGUCGCACAAAUCGAGGAGCCCACAGCCACGUGCGUGGCUCAUUCGGCGGACAGUGAAUUGCUUCUUCUGGCCCUGCAGAGUCACUGCAUCGAAGUCCACGACCUGACGACGCCUGACUUGAAACUGGUGACGAUAUUUCCAACGGUCGACCUGGCCAGUCAGCUGAUCCACUGCUCGAAGGGCGACUAUGUGGCUGCCUUGGAAUCGAAAUGCUCGCGAGACGGCGAGUCGGACAAUAAAUUCGUUAGAGUCUACGUGAACUGGACGACGAGUGACCAGAGUCAGGCCAUGAGGGCCAGGAUAGCGGGCAGAGUGACUCCCAGUUUAAAUCGGCCAAUGAACAGCUUGGAGAUGAUCGAGUUGCCUUUGAAUUUGCACCCCGUUAUUAUUGCCUGUUGCCAAGCCACCGGCAAUCUGCUUGUCGCCGGAAGGACCACCGCUAUUUUACACGAGUUUAAGAUCGAAACCCUGCAGCCGACGAAACUUCAGUUUCUUGACUUUGAACCGAGACCCUGGGCUCUCGAUCUCUCCUUCACUCCAACCCACAUGGAAAUUGUCGAAGAUUUCGUCUCGGUUAUGGACAGCUCUCACUUUCUCAUUUUUCGACUGACUAAUCCCCUCUACGAAGAUAUCGAUCACCUCAGCUCGCUAACAUCGGAAAAUUCAUGCUCGAAGUCAACCCAAUCGACGAAUCGCUCAGAUUAUGACAAUUCAAGUUCAGAGACUCCCAGCAAAGUUCUCCAAAAUGGAAAUGCUUUAAAACUCUCCGAACACGACAAGAACUUCUUCAAUUCCCAAACAACUCGAAACUUUAAUUCAAGUUGGCUGCAAGCCGUAAAAUCAAGAGCCAUCGAUGGAAAAUUCAUCGACUGGGAUCGUUUGAUUCACAACGAACGAGAAGAAAUUAAUUCCCUUAUUCGUCAGGAAUUGAUCAGUUCAGCCUCCGAACCGUUCACAGUCAACUUUCCAUCAAUCAGCCUAGAGAGAGCCGGUCCAGGUCACACACUAAGUCCCUUCAUUCUAAAUUCACCAGACACGGAAGUUUUCAUAAAAACUUCAUCGCCCGAUAGCGGUUGGUCAGAGAAUUUCGCCAUUAAAAGCGUUCUCCGACUGGAGAUUGCGAAGGAAUCGUUUUCCAGUAGGGAUUACUUUUCGGCUUCGAUUCUAAAGCCCCUGUAUCUGGAAACGAAGAAUAAGAAUAAUUCCGGUGCGAAAAAGUGUAUUCUAAAGUCGGAGAAGUAUAAAUAUUUGCAUGGGAUGACAUGUUUGAUUUGCACGUCCCAAGAGGGGUAUAUUUAUCAUUUCGCUGCUGACAAUCUGGAGGACUUUAAUCCCACGUGCUUGACGACUUACACUUUUACUGCUCCUGUCACGCACGUCGCGCUGGAGCACACAGUUUUGCACGCUCUCACCGAAGCGGGGCUCGAGUCCUAUACGCUUAGGAUCUCUCAUCACGUGGCGAAGAACUUUAUUAACACCACUAAUUCGUCCGAGUCGGAGGAAAUUUGCCCCGACGUCACCGAACCCGUUUGUUUAAUAGGUUUACGACCUUUUUUGGGAAUCGAAACGAUUCUCAGUACUAGGAAGAGUAUCGUCCUGUUGGCGAAGGCAGAGAAUUCCUGGACUCUAUACUCACUAAAGCUUCCUAAACCGGAUGAAAUAUAUGUGGAUAUUCUGAACGCGGCGAGGAAUCAUAAAUCUACCAGUCCGACGACUUAUCGACAUUUGCUAGAGGAGGCGCAUGCGAUAGUUCGUUUGGCAAAGGACGUCGUUCGGUUCGACGAGGAAAAUUUUCCGCCGAAUCCGAGAAGCGCACUGGACGAUCUCUACGAUCAGUCCUGUAUGCUCCUUGGCGACUAUUACAUCGAAGCUGAAUCGGAAUCCGACUGGCGACUCUCGAUUCCUUACUACAAGAUGUCUGGAUUGAAAGUAAAUCAAGUACUUUCUAGAAAGUCCGCUAAAAGUGCUCCUGGCUUGGUUCUAUUCCUAACCGAAAGUCUCCUGACCAUGAAAAGCGGAGUCGAGGCUGACGAACUGUUCCAAAGUCACAAUGUAGUCGACAUCAUCGGGACCGAGACGAAACAGGGUUUAUUGAAAUUAAUUCUCGGGAGUAGUGUCCUGCAGGAAUACGCGACCGAGAAGUUGAUAAAACUUUUAGAAUCUCACGAGUACGACGACUAUAAUCGUCUGGCUUUGAUAUUACUGUACACGGAAGCCGGACGAGAUGAACUUGUCGAACAAGUUAUGGAACCCGUUUCGGGGGUUUUUAUCGAGCAGAUGAUUCUCGAGUACCCGCACCUUUUGUUCGACGAUUCGAACGUGAAUAUCAAGAAAUCGGAGACCCUCUCGUUUUCCAAUUUUUCAGGAGCGCUGAUGCGAUGGAAGUCGAACGUCUUCGCUGAAAUUCUAACACAGCUGAUUAAUGACGAUACGUUAACUCUGUAUCAAAUUAUGCAAGUCUUUUUGGAAUACCUCCCCUCGAGAGUCGGUCGAGACGGACACGAUGCAGCGGCUGCUUUACAAUUUUUCAUCGAAAUCUAUUUGAGAAAAUAUUUUAAACUUGAUAAGAAGAAGGGAAGCUACGAUUUCGCGACUAUUGAGGCUUUUAAAAUUCUUGUACGUUCUUAUUUGGGAAGAUUAAUUCAGUCUAACCCCGCAGACUGGAGGAAGAAACACCACAAUGAGGAGAUUCAUCUCUUCGCCAAUAAGAGACCAGUCUAUCUAAAUAAAAUGCCACCUUGCUCGAAGAAUUACGGACUUGAUUUACAUUCUGAAAUUAUUGACCAGCUUGCCGAUGGUGAAAUUGAAAAGAAUGUUCGCUGUGAAAUUUUAAAACUUCAAGCAUUGAUAGCUAGUGGUUAUUUGCCCGCGGAAUGUUUACAGGAGAUUUUACAAUUUUUAGAAACAGAAGAAAUUUUAGGAAGUUUGUCUUUAAAAAGUUUAUGUAAUCAAAAUACUGAGAUGGUUACCAAAAUAUUGUUGGAACAAUGUCCUCAGGUUAUUUUAUUUUAUGCCAAGGAUAAAUAUACCAAAGAACAAGAAUGGAAAGCUUUAAUAGAAAUGUUACAAAACAAAAUUUUAUUAGUAAAAACUAAACAGGGAUUGACAAGUUUCUUCGAGCAAACUUUAAUAGAUACAUUGACUCACGUAGCAAAGACUUUACCCCUCCAAGCUUUACACAAUAUUCUACCAAAGGACGAUCGGGAAUCUUAUGAACAUUAUAUGCAAAUUCAUAGUCAAAUACUACGAGCGGAUCGUAUCAAGUCAGUGAUGAUGAAAACUGGUAAUCAAUUUUUAUCAAAACUAAAUUUAUAGAGUUAAAUAUUUAAAAAAAAAUUAAAGUGACUAAAUAAUUUAUAUAUCUUGAAGUAGAGAAGAGAAAAGAAGAAUUUUAAAAGUUUUGAGAAUAUUUUACUGCUGAAAUUAAUUGUUCGUUACAUCUAUAAUAAUUGUAAUUCUUUAGUAGGUGUGCCUGUUGUAAACAAUGUUUAUUGCUUGACUUUUAUAUUUAUGUGGUAGAAUUUAUAAUGUUAAAAUAAAAGUGGAUUUUAAUAAUUAACCGGGGGACAUGAGUUCAGUUAAAAUUACAAAAUGAAAACAGAGAAAGUGAGAAAAUUUAGUUAUUAGUUUCCAUUUCUAUUGAAUUUCCUAAUAAAAACUGGUACAAAUUUCAUUGAAGCAGAAAAAAUUUUGAAUAUCAGAUUUUAUGAUAUUUAUAACAAUAUACGUAGAGCACAACUAUUGUCAAAAUACAAAAAAUGUAUGUGUGAUUGUGUGAUAAUAGGAAAUAAUCUAUCAAAGAUAUUUAUUAGUUGAGGCUAAUAAACAUUUCCUGUAUUCGAUGUUGAUUUUGUAAAUCUAUUUACUAACUAUUUAUACAAUUUUCAAGUAAUUUACAUAUAAUAUCUAUAGAAAUUUAUCAAAUGUUAAAUGAUAUUAUAUCGAUUAAUUUACUAGGUCAAUAACAAUUUUUUAAGGUUAUUGAUUUAUUAAAUAUUUAUAAUUAUAUUUGUGCAAUCAAAGAGUAAUUAUUUGAAGAAUUUAGAGAAAAAUUGUAUUUCAAAAGAAAAUAUAUAGUUAUAUGUGUAUGAUACAAGUGCGUAAAGUAAGAGUGAAAUGAAUCUUUAAUUUGAAGACGAAUAAAAGCACAGUGGGACGAAAUCGACAAUUUUUAAAAAUCAAUAACCGUUGAUUACGAAUUUAAAGUCAGAUUUCGAAAAUUCAAAAU
Messenger RNA from Leptopilina heterotoma, 4894 nucleotides. RefSeq lists its product as uncharacterized. Gene Ontology annotation, cellular component: cytoplasm. The record is from RefSeq and is a predicted model, not a curated record. Gene Ontology annotation, biological process: organelle organization. The transcript is spliced from 5 exons. NCBI's taxonomy places the organism in Eukaryota, Metazoa, Arthropoda, Insecta, Hymenoptera, Figitidae. Bases 625 to 3981 code for a protein of 1118 amino acids.